AUGAAGAAUCAUCAAGCAUUCAUUGCCUUUGUAGCAAGUUGGGCUCACAGUAUUCAUGAGUUACCUCUCCGCUUCCCAACCUUGCAAGAAUCUGUUGAUACUAUUCACUCAACAGACCUAGAACUACCAUCUCAAUCAUUGGCAUAUCACUUAAACUCACCUUUUUUGUCCUUACCUUUGUCUCCAUCUUUGAAUGACAAUUUGGGAAAUGCUCCAAAUCUUUGUGAUUUGUCUUUAAAUCCUGUGAAGCUUCAACAACGAAUUACUCAAGGAAUCGACGAACUAAGGGCAGAUUUGAUCUUAGAUGAUGCAAAAGGUGCUAGAGAUGCUGCCAGGUUACGAUCUCUACAAGGAAAAGGAGCAGGAGCUUGGUUAGAAUCAGUCCCUACUUCAGAAAAGUUUGCAAUAAAUAAGAAUGAAUUUCAGAUAGCGGCUUUUCUGAGACUAGGACAACCGAUGCCUUUCAAUUCUUGUGCAACACAUUGUAACUGUGGCAGGAAACUGGAUGCUGACGGUUACCAUCCCCUCACUUGUAAGCUUGGUGGAGGCACUGUGUGGGAACACAAUAAUCUUGUGGCAGAGUGGUGUCAGUGUCUCAGGGACUUGCAACUGCAUUACAAAAAAAGAACCUAA
Corticium candelabrum is the source of this 633-nucleotide messenger RNA. RefSeq lists its product as uncharacterized. The record is from RefSeq and is a predicted model, not a curated record. Lineage: Eukaryota; Metazoa; Porifera; Homoscleromorpha; Homosclerophorida; Plakinidae. The transcript has a single exon. The coding region runs from base 1 to 633 and encodes 210 amino acids.